This is a messenger RNA of Micromonas commoda, 7572 nucleotides long. RefSeq lists its product with no specific name. The coding region runs from base 1 to 7521 and encodes 2506 amino acids. The record is from RefSeq and is a predicted model, not a curated record. Gene Ontology annotation, molecular function: protein binding. NCBI's taxonomy places the organism in Eukaryota, Viridiplantae, Chlorophyta, Mamiellophyceae, Mamiellales, Mamiellaceae. The transcript has 3 exons.
AUGAAUGGAAGGUGGGCGAGGCCGGCGCUGGCCGCGCUCGCCUUCCUCGCUCUGUUCGCCGGCACGGCGCUCGCGGACUCCACCGAGCCGCUGUUUCACUCCGGCUAUCCCACGACGUCGAGCGUGACGGGCUCCCAGUUCGACCUGGAGGUCAAGCUCAACGAGGGAGGAACGGUGUACUACUACGUGGUCAGAAGCGCCACGGCGGCGACACCGACCGCGUCGCAGGUCGAGGCGCUGUACAACUCCUACGUCGUGGACGGGGCGAGCUACACAGUGCACAAGAACGGCACCAUCGCAGUCACCGCCGACACCGCCGCGUCGGUGACCUUGACCGGAUACGACGAUAACGAGGCGCUCAGCGUCUUCCUCGUCGCCAAGGACUCCAACGGCAACCUCCAGACUUUGACCACGGAGCUCGACCUGGUGAUGGGGGACGAUAACCCACCGACGUACGCCUCUGGAUACCCGUACGCGGAUUCCAUCGACGCGGAUUCGUUUCACUUCUCCGUCGUCCUCAACGAAGCCGGCACGGUACACUUCGCGGUGCUUCCCAAGGGUACCACGGCGCCGACGACGGUGGCCGAGAUUACCGGGUGUACCGUCACCGGCGCGGUGGCGUGCUCGCCGGGCGGCGGCGUUUACGUCCCGGCCAGGCCUUACUACCUCUCCUCGUCUCUCUACCACGUCUCCUUUAACCUGCGGAGCGUGGCGGACCUGUCGACGUGCACCUCCGCGUGGAACAACAACGCCGCGAGCACGACGAACACGUCCCUGCCGCAGGCGUGCCCCAAGCUGGCGGCGGCCGGCGCGACCGAGUACGACGUCUGGUACAUCGCCGAGGAUGACAACGCGCAAGCCGGGUACGGCCGCUCAAACAACGUUCAACCCGCGUCGGACAUUUCCUCGCAGAAGCUCGAGGUGACCACCGCCGACGUCGCCCCACCCACCCCCGCGUCCGGUUUCCCCAAGGCCAAGAACGUCGCGGCGACGUCCGCGCAGCUGUCGAUGAACAUGGACGAGCCCGGCAAGGCUUGGUACCUCAUCGUCCCCAACGCCUCCGCGGCGCCGACGGCGGCGCAAGUCGUCGACCAGGUGAGCGUCUACGGCGGCGUCACCGUCGUCAAGAAGGGGUCGUGGACCGUUCCCACCGCGGACACGGACGCUGACGUGUCCCUCACCGGGCUCGACGACGAGACUGCGUACAGCGCCUACGUCGUGGUGCAAGACGAGGGCGACGCCGACACGGCUACGAACAAGUACGCGUCGAAUUCGCCGGUGGCUGAGACGUCCGCGACUCGCGUGCAGUUCACCACGCUCGACGGAUCGCCGCCCGUCUUCGAGGGCGGCCCCGCGCUGCCGGCGGUGUCCGACGUGGACAGCACGUCGUUCUCGCUCGACGUGCAGCUCGACGAGGUGGGCAAGGCGUACUACCUGGUGGUGAAGAGGACGACGGAUUCGGAGCCCACGCCGCCGACGCCGGCGCAGGUUCUCGCCGGCUCCUUCUCGGGCACCGUGGCGUGCGGUCACGUGGACGUCUCCGCCGGGAAGACCACCGCCAGCAAGAUCAUCGCGGACACGGCGAAUAAGCUGACGGUCAGCGCGUGCCAGGACCCGGGGGACUCGUCGCAGCUCGCGCUCCCCGGCGAGGGCACCGGCGGGUCCACCACCGGCAGCUGCUCGUCGUGCCCCACCAUCCUCCCCGACCAGCGGUACUGGGUAUACGUCGUCGGCCAGGACGACGACCUCAACAACAUGACGUCCACGCGCACGAUCGUGGUUCGGACCACCGACGAGACGCCGCCGACGUUUAAGGACCACUCCUCCAAGACGACUCCGUAUCUCAGCGGUAACGAGCCGAGCGCGGGAACCCCGGGGAAGAGCAACGACGGCGUCACCCUCUCCGUGACCCUCGCGCUCUCGGAACCCGGCACGGCGUACUUUAUGGUUGUCGAAGCCUCGAAAACCGCGCCGACGCCCGCGCAGAUUCGCUAUUGCGGAGACGCGAGCAUCGGCACCGCGUUUGGCACCAGACCGCCGUGGAACACCUACACCCCGAGCGACUCCACCACCAACACGGCGUUCGUGUGCGGAGCCCGGAACGUCCCGGAGAAGGACACCGGAUACGAGAUGGAGCUCUCCGGAAUUCCGUCGGAGACUUCCGUCAAGGUGUACGUCGCCGCGGAGGAUUUCGAGAAGUACCGCCCGUCCCACCCGGCGCUCAAAAUCAAUCCCCCGGUCAGCAACCUGCAAACCGCCGCGACCGCCAUCGGGCCCGUCACCACCGCGGACAUCGAUCCGCCCACGUGGCAAGCCGUCGGCGGCGUCCAGUACCCCCGCGUUCCGUACACCGAGGAUACCGACAUCACGGAUGACGACGCCAAAAUCUCCGUCGCGCUCGACGAACCGGGUUACGUCUACUACGUGGUGGUGCCCAAGGAUUACACGUACAACGCGCAGUUCACGGACGGAAGCGCGCGGUCGACGCCCACGGUCGCGGAGGUGAUGGCGGGGACCGGUCCCGGCGGCGGCGGCAACGUCACCGCGGGAACCCAGGACGUCGCCGCGGGCGGCACCGUGGUCAACAUCACGACGGCUUCGGCGGCUCUCACCAACGAGACGGCGUACGACGUGUACCUCGUGGCCGAGGACAAGGCGACGGUCGACGGCGUGGACCUGCGGAACAAGCAGACGACGGUGGUCAAGCUGACGUUUGCGACGCGCGACGUCACGGCGCCAAAGUUCGCGACGGGGUAUCCCAAGGUUGACACGGAGCCGGAAAAACUGGAGGUGACGGCGAAGCUCGACGAAGCGGGCCACGUGUAUUUCGUCGUGAUCGCCGACGGCGACACCGCGCCCACCGUCGACGAGGUCAUCGCGGGAGUCGAUUACGGCGGCGUCACGGUUGUCAAGAAGUGCGGGCAAGCGACUGUAAACGUCAGCUCCUUCGACGCGCCCGAACCCGCGAAUGAAUACAAGUGCGAGGUAUCGGGUCUGUCCCAGGAGACCGACUACGACGUCUACGUCGUCGCCGUCGACAACGUGGACGACGACAAGGACAGCGGCGACGCCUUCCCCGACGCCAACAAGCAGGCUGCGGUGACAAAGCUCGACGCGACGACGAAAGACGCCACGCCUCCCGUCUGGACCGCCUCGUACCCCGGCAUCGAGGACCUCACCGGAGACACCUUCAACCUGACCCUGAACCUCGACGAGAUCGGCGUCGCCUACUACACCGUGGACGCCUACGAUAAGACGAGUCCCGACGUCGAGGACGUCAGGAACGGCGUCGACGUCUACGGCGGGGCGGUGUUCGCCAAGGGGACGGCCAACGUCAGCGCCGCCAACACCAAGAUUGAACACGUCGUGACCGGAACCUUCGUCUCCGAGACGGACUACUACGUCUACGUCACCGCCGCGGACGACGAGCCCGUCCCGAACAAGCAGACGGCGCUCCAGAAGAUUCACAUCCGCACCCCCGACGUCACGCCCCCCGAGUUUGUCGGCGAGUGGACCAGCGCGGGGACCAUCGUCGACGUCGACGGCACGAGCUUCAAGCUGGUGGUUCAGCUCAACGAGCCGGGCACCGUGUACUACCACGUCGUUCCCAAGGGCGAGACACCCGCCAGCGCCUCGUCAGCGAGGUCUCUCGCCGUGUCUGGGGGAUCCACGUCGUCGUUUAACCCCAAGGCGUGCGGCUCCUUCGCCGUCGCCAGCGCAAACACCAACGUCACUCACGCCGUCACCACCAACACCACGUCCGGCUGCGCGUCAUCCACCGACUGCAAGGUGUGCCCGAAGCUGACGAGCGAAACGGAAUACGACGUGUGGAUCGUCGCCGAGGACGACGGCGGGCACGGGAUCCCCCUCGCCGCCACCACCGACGCCAAGAACCUCCAAGCCGAGGUGACUCUGGUCAAGGCUAAGCAUCCAAACACGGAGUACGACAACUCCGGCGUCAACUUUUCCUUCGCCACCGCCGACGUCACCGCGCCGUCGUUCACGAACUCUACCCCGGGGUACACGCACGUCUCCGGCGAGGGCUUCGACCUGCAGCUGCAGAUCAACGAGGCUGGUAAGGUUUGGUACGCGCUUGUCAACUCCACGUGCGCGACGGCUCCAACCGCCGAGAAGAUCCGAGCGGGCACCGACGGAUGCGACUCCAAGACGGGCGUCGCCGCCUACGGCAGCGUCGACCUCGCCAAGGACACGUUCACGCUGUUCACCAUCGACUCCAUCGGGCUGGAGAGCAGGCAGGAGGACUCGUACGCAACCUACGUCUACGCCGAGGACGAUGAGCCCACCGGGUUCACCUCGGCGACGACGCCCAACCGCGGCGCCGUGCAAAAGUACACGACCGAUCCCUCCACCGCGGAUAUCCUCCCGCCGCUGUUCAACGAGCUCUACGCGAACGAAUCCGAGUCCAGGACCGGGUUUGGCGCCCUGAAGACGACGUUCAACAUCUCCGUCGAGAUGGACGAGCCGGGUCAGGUGUACUACGUCGCGUUUCCCGCGUGGCACGCCGAAGCCGCGCACGCUUCGAAGAACAUGCCCGGAAAACAGGCGCCCACCGCGGCGCAGGUCAAGGCGGGUAAGGAUCACGCGGGGGCCGCCGCCGAGGUGAGCGGGACGUUCGCGGUGACCGCGGGUGGUGUGCUGACAAAGUCCACCACCGACGACCCGCUCACCGACGGCAUCGUGUACGACGUGUACGUGGUGGCGGAGGACGACGCGGGCGACGACACGCGAGCGCACAAGCCCGGUCUCGCCGCGGUGGAUAACCUCCAGGCGGCUCCCACCAAGGUUCAGGUCACCACCGCCGACGGCACCGCCCCGCUGUUCUCGGGCAACCCGUGCGACUCGAAGAAGCACGAGGUGUGCACGUCGAUCCUCCACUCGGAGGAGUACCGGCACUCCAAGUACCCGACGAUGUCCGACUGCGCCGCCGACAAGUUCACCCUCACCGUCGCCGUCGACGAGCCCGGAAGCAAGGUGCACUACAUGGCAGUUGCGGACGCGACGGAUUACUCGUCCGCGAACGCGGCGCCCGUCACCGACCCUACCCUGGAGCAGAUCAAGGCUGGCGUCGACUACACCGACGUUCGAACGAGCGCUUCGGUGACCAAGCUCGCGGCUGGGUCGAUCACCGCGACCCUGGCGGGUACCGAAUACGACGUCGACGUCACCUUCACCGCCCCGAGCACCGGGUACUACUCGGUGUUUGUCGCCACCGAGGGACCCAACGGCAACCUCGGCGACGGAGACGUCCGGCGGACGGCGAGGGUCCAGCCCACCAAGCUCGCGCCCUGCUUCGUCUCGAACCUCGGCGGCGUCUCCGUGACGACCGAGACUGUGCGCUGGACCGCCACGGACGACUCGCUCGUCGCGAAGAUGCACCUGACCUCCCCCGCCGUCGUGUCCUACGUCCUUCUGCGGAAGGGUUCCCCGGCGCCGAGCCCGACGCAGAUCCUCAACGGCAAGGACAGCGCCGGUAACUCGCCCGCAUGUUACGACUACGUGAACCUCGCGGCGCCGAGAAACAACGUCCGGUGCUUCUUCGCGGAUAACUCCAAGACGGACACCGCGGGCAGCACCGACUGCACCGCGGACGGCUACGGCACCACCACCGACGACACCACCGCGUGCACAAUCGCUACUUUUGCCAACCUCAGCAACGCGGUUGAAUACGACUUUUACGCUGUGGCGACGCACGUCAACGGCACGGUGAAGAGUGACGAGACUGGGCCGGAUUCGACGACGGGUACCCCGAUUUACUACGGCGAGUUCACGCGGGUUCCGGUCAAGAGCACGGGGCGGACGACGGACUCGGUGCCGCCGUUUUUCAAGUCGAGCUUCCCAAAGGUCAAGGCGAUCAAGGGCAACGAGGCUGUGCUCGAGGUGCGGCUGAACGAGCCCGGAACCGUGUACUGGGUCGUCGACGAGAACACCGCCGCGGACCCGACCCCGGCGCAGGUCAAGGCGGGCACGGAUUCGAACGAUAACGCCACGGCGCUCAUCGCGAAGGGCAGCAUCGCCAUGCCGACGGUCAUCUCCAAGACGCCGAAUUACGCCCCGUACAACGUGACGAUAACCGGCCUCAAGCCCAAGUCCAUGUACAACGUCCACAUCAUCGCCGAGGACGACGAUUCGGGCGAUUACGGCGGCAACCUGCAGACCGCGAUCACCACCGUCGCGUUCACGUCGGCUUCCACCGACGCGCACCUCGGCGGCCUCGUCGCGAGGGUCGUCAACGGAGGCGACUCCGCCAACCUGGGUUUGGUGCCGCCGUUUAAGCAGUCAAUCACCUAUUACGCCGUGUUCGUCAACGUCACCACGAGCACCGUGCAGCUGACUCCCAUCUCCAACGACACCGAGAGCAUCGGGAAGAUCAAGGUUAACGGCACGGCGAGGGCGUCGCAGAGCGAGUUCGCCGUGACCGUCCCUCACGGCAAGACCAUCUACGAGUUUGAGGUCACCGCCGGCGACGGCGUGACCAAAAAGAUUUACCACCUCGGCAUAACCCGCGCCGUGGACUCGACGGUGACCAACUCGUCGCUGGUGCUCUUGCAGGUGAAGUACGACGACGACACCAUCGUUAACUCGACGCAAAUGGGGGGACGGACGUGGCCCAAGUGCGUCAAGGGGUGCGACAGCAACGCCCCCGCGAGGUGUUCGUCCGCCAACCCGCAGUGCGUCAUGGACUCGCGACUCACGCGGUACUCUGUUCGAAUUCCAAACAGGGUCCAAUCCAUAACGGUCGAGGCGGAGACGGCGGAGAGCGGCGCGAGCGUGAUGAUGUACACGCAGGGCAGCACGGGCGUGGACUACCCCGGCGGCCUGCCCGGGUACACCACGGGCAAGUCCCUGUCCUCGCAUCCGAAGAUUGACCUGAGCGCGCUGUCGGCUCGGGGCGGAUCGGAAUUUCACCUGGUGGUCACAGCCGCCGACGGCGUCACGAAGACGACGUACGUCGUCGCCAUCGAGCGGUACGGGCCGGGCGUCUACACCGGCUGGAAGCCCGUGGUGCCCACGACGGCGAUGAGGGGGGAUCGAUACGGCGAGCUCUACGGCGCGGACGACCCGUUGACGACUCGAGUCGGCGUCGAUCCGUCGGUUCGCGACCUCAACGUCAUCCCCGCCAUCGACAUCGUCCCGCCCCGGUGGGUCAGCUCCUACCCGCGAACCUACCAGGGAUCGGCGUCGACGGAGCUGGACCUCGUGGUACAGCUGGACGAGCCGGGCGUGGUGUAUUACCUCAUCCUGCCGGACACGGCUAGGGCGCCGACGGCGAGGGAGGUGAAGGAGGGGACGUCGCUGAGAGGCGACGCGGUGAAGGCGGGCAACGUGACGUCGCUGCGGUCGCUCACGCAGGAGACGACGGCGAGCGUGGGGGGGCUGACGGCGUCGACGGCGUACGACGUGUGGUUCGUGGCGGAGGACGACGCGAAGGACCUGCAGCUGGCGCCCAAGCCGAACCUGCAGGUGUCCCCGGUCAAGGUGGACUUCUCCACGGCGAGCUGAACCAGCUGAAAUUAUGCGCGAGGCUUUAAUCACAAACUUGUUUACAAUUGA